This is a messenger RNA of Dictyostelium discoideum AX4, 537 nucleotides long. RefSeq lists its product as hypothetical. The record is from RefSeq and is a predicted model, not a curated record. The transcript has 3 exons. Bases 1 to 537 code for a protein of 178 amino acids. NCBI's taxonomy places the organism in Eukaryota, Evosea, Eumycetozoa, Dictyosteliales, Dictyosteliaceae.
AUGAAGUUUAAUUUUUAUUGUAGAAUUAUUUUAUUAUUUUCAUUUGUUUUUUUAUUUAAACAAAUAAAUUCCACAGGUGUUUUUUUAGAAGACUAUCACAGAUGUAGAGAACGAUGUGAAAUAAAAAAUACCAAUAAUAAUUUUUUAACGAUUACUAUUAAAACUGAAUAUAGUUAUUCAGAGGAAUUUGAUCAAUGCAAAGAAGCUUGCCAAACUAAAAAUAACAAUUUAUUACAAGAUAUUUGUGAAAAUCCAUCAUUUUUACAUUGGAAUGAACCAUCAGUAGAGACCAAUGCACAUCUUGAUUCUUUAAAAAAAAGAUGUCAAUAUUUUUCAAAUAGAAUGUCUCGUAUUGAUUUGGACUAUAUUGAAACUUUAUAUAAAUACAAAGAACUUGUUGAAAUUGAUUGUACUAAUAUGUUAUGUUAUUUGGGUGGAGGAAUUAAUACUUUUGGUGUGAAUAAAUAUGGAAAACCAAUUAAACCAAGAAUAAGAAAUUUUCCAAUGGAGAAUAUUGAAGAAAAUGAUGAAAAUUAA